This is a messenger RNA of Leopardus geoffroyi (Geoffroy's cat), 690 nucleotides long. RefSeq names its product gastrin (gene GAST). Gene Ontology annotation, cellular component: extracellular region. Gene Ontology annotation, molecular function: hormone activity. The transcript is spliced from 2 exons. The record is from RefSeq and is a predicted model, not a curated record. Lineage: Eukaryota; Metazoa; Chordata; Mammalia; Carnivora; Felidae. The coding region runs from base 296 to 610 and encodes 104 amino acids.
AAAUUCUGCAGAAGUUUGGAAACCGUUGCUCUAAGUUGUAAAUUCCUUGGAGAAAAGCCACUGUUGUAAUUAGGGUGGGUGAGGAGGAAAAGGGCAGGGCUUGGGAGUUGCAGGGAGCAGGGGUUGCGCAGCUGGCAGGAACUGGAAAAGCGAAGUGAGGACCAGCCCACAGCCCCACACGGCGCUGCACCUGCCAGCAGGGAGGCACCUAGAGUCCAUCUGGUCCAGGCCCCUGCCUUUGGGUGCCUAGACGGCUCCACCUUUCAGCCCCGCCCCUCUUUCCUUUCCAGACAAGAUGCAACGACUGUGUGUGUGCGUGCUGAUCUUGGCACUGGCUCUGACCGCCUUCUCUGAAGCUUCCUGGAAGCCCCGCUCCCAGCUGCAGGAUGCACCCUCGGGUCCAGGGGCCAGUAGGGGCCUGGAACCACAUUGGCCGAACCGGCUGGGCCCAGCCUCUCACCACCGACGGCAGCUAGGGCUCCAGGGUCCCCCACAGCUGGUGGCAGACCUGUCCAAGAAGCAGGGACCGUGGCUGGAGGAAGAAGAAGCAGCAUACGGAUGGAUGGACUUCGGCCGCCGCAGUGCAGAGGACGGGGACCAACAUCCCUAGAACGGAGCUUCAGAGCCCAGCCUCUCCCAGCCCAGCCCAGCCCCGCCCCAUGAAAAACCAAUCAAAAUAAACUAGCUUCC